GGGCGUGUCACUUCCUGUCCUGUCCUGGUCUCAUUGGAGCCAUGAUCAUCGGCACUCCACAACAAUGUGAGAAAGCUGGUUUUGUCCCUGGCUACAACCUGGCAGGAGAAGGGUUCGACAUAGUGAAGAUGGAGCGGAAAGGCGCCUACGUGAUCAACAUGGAGGAGUGGAGGAAACCAAAUGGCAGCUGCACUUUGGUGACAAACCGCUAUCUGGGUCGGAUUAAGCAGAAGCUUCCUGUGGCUGUAGUUAACUGGCGAGCCCUCUCCAAAUGUAAGAUGAGGGUCUCCAGUACCAAAUAUGAAUCCAGUGAAUCCCUUGUCAAUGACAGCACCUCUAGUGUCACAAACAACUGGAAAGUUGGUCUGGAUGUCCCUGUUGACCCCAGUGUGAGCGGCGGGGCAUCCUUAGGAGGAACUCAUUCCCGUGAAGCCUCCUACGCCAUGCGGAAGUCAAAGGAGGACAAGUACAGCUUCGCCAGCCAUGAGGUCCACUGCAACUUCUACAGAUACAGAUUGUCUACAUGGUUGCCGUUACAUAAGGAGUUUAAAGAAUCCACAAAGAGGCUCCCUCACAUGUAUAAUCCACAAAGCAAACCAGCAUAUCGAGAUCUAAUCGAUACGUAUGGCACACAUUACAUAAGAAAAGUCCAGCUGGGGGGGAAAAUGAAGAGCGUCACCGCCAUCCAGACCUGCAAAGCUGCGUUGGAUGGACUGACAGACACAGCAGUGAAAGACUGCCUGGAUGUUGAGGCCUCUGCUAUGUUUGCACAGACUGCAACAGUGAAAACAGAGAAUCAUCACUGCAAGGCACUGAAAAGGAAGAUGCACACAAAGCGAAGCUUCAGCAGCAUGUUCCGUGAACGUCAGUCCGAGAUUGUGGGAGGGAAGAUCAGCAGGCCUGACCUGCUUUUCUCAGGCGGGUCUGAUCCUGCAGCCUACCGGGAUUGGCUGGAAUCCUUGAAGACCGCCCCUGAUGUGGUGUUCUACUCUCUGAAGCCCCUUCACAGCCUGAUGAGUUCCAAAGAGCCGGCCAAGGCAGGACUGAAGAAAGCAAUAGAGGACUACAUCCUGGAGAAUGCCCUUGUGAAGAAAUGCUCUGAAUCUUGCAGGAUUGGAAGAAGGAUGAGUGUCAGGGAUCGCUGUGCCUGUGUCUGCAACAGAAAUAAAAAUAUCAGAUCAAACUGCUGCCCUGUUGGAAAAGGACUGGCUACACUGAGAGUCUAUGGCCUCAAAGGGAGAAAAUUAUAUGGGGACCGGUGUACCCAAACCGACGGCUCAGUUGUAGUUACCUAUGGAACACAGUCUAAACGUACUAAAGUGAUUGAUGACAAUGACAAUCCAAACUGGCCAGAGUCAUUUGAGUUUGGCCCCAUCAAGAUUGACAUGGCGACUCGACUCAGUUUUAAAGUGUAUGACGCAGACAAUUCCUGGAACAGUGAUUUCCUCGGGGGUUGCUCUAUUGAACUCCGACGAGGAACUGUUAAAGACACCUGCAUGUUUCAAUAUGGCACCUUCUUCUACUCCUAUCAUGUGUCGUGUGCCCCGAGCCUGGGUGGCCCAAAGUGCUGGGACUAUGUCUCCUCUCCCAUGAGUGCCUCCCUGGCGAAGAAGUUCCACUCCAGGAAUGGGGUCUUUGCUGGGGAUCGCUGGCAGGAGGUGCUACGCAGUAAUCACUCUGGAGUUGGAGACCACAUCAUUGGCUAUAAUGAUCUCAGUGGUGAAUAG
Molecule: messenger RNA, 1727 nt
Organism: Megalops cyprinoides (Indo-Pacific tarpon)
Lineage: Eukaryota; Metazoa; Chordata; Actinopteri; Elopiformes; Megalopidae
Product: perforin-1-like
Exons: 2
Coding region: 42-1727 (561 amino acids)
Biological process (GO): immune response
Cellular component (GO): membrane attack complex
Source: RefSeq, a predicted model, not a curated record